AUGGCGACACCAAGUCUGAACGACUUCCCCAAGCCAACGUCUAUCACCGGCGGCUGCCUCUGCGGCGCAAUCCGGUAUAAGGUCGAUUUUCCUGCCGAACACGACUUUUUGAAAGCGAGCACAAGCUGUCAAUGCACGCAGUGCCGUCGUAACACAGGAACUCUGGUCCUGUUUUCUCAUGCCGUUCUGUCCACAGCCGUGACCUACCUGACCCCGACAACUACUCUCAAGAAUUUCAACGCCAGCCCAGGCAUCCAGCGCGGGUUCUGCGUGGAAUGUGGAAGCUUCGUCUACUGGAGAGACGAAUCACAGGAAGAAGUCUACAUGACUAUCGGCUGCAUCGACCCUGAGUAUCUUAUGGGGGAGGAGGGCAAGACUGAAGGCUUUGGGUUCGCGCUGGUCAACGGCUCAGGGGACAAUGUCUUCUGCGAGAAUGAGCUCAAGGGCGUCAGGGAGGGCUGGGUCGGCAAGACUGGCAAGCGGUGGCAGAAGGGUACCUCUUAUGGCGUACUGAUGCCUUGA
Messenger RNA from Neoarthrinium moseri, 522 nucleotides. RefSeq lists its product as uncharacterized. The transcript has 2 exons. The coding region runs from base 1 to 522 and encodes 173 amino acids. The record is from RefSeq and is a predicted model, not a curated record. Gene Ontology annotation, molecular function: carbon-sulfur lyase activity. NCBI's taxonomy places the organism in Eukaryota, Fungi, Ascomycota, Sordariomycetes, Amphisphaeriales, Apiosporaceae.